Lactuca sativa (garden lettuce) is the source of this 1633-nucleotide messenger RNA. RefSeq names its product polygalacturonase At1g48100. Gene Ontology annotation, molecular function: polygalacturonase activity. Gene Ontology annotation, biological process: carbohydrate metabolic process. The record is from RefSeq and is a predicted model, not a curated record. Lineage: Eukaryota; Viridiplantae; Streptophyta; Magnoliopsida; Asterales; Asteraceae.
GUUGUCAGUUGUCACUAAGCCAAACCACUACCAGUUUCCUACUGUUAACGCCCUUUUUUUCUUCUUUCUAACUUCCUAGCUUAUGCAGGAAUAAAUUAAGGCUACUAAAGCUAUAUUCUUCAGUCAUUUUCAAUGAAGAUCUUUCAUGGGUUUUCAACCAUUUUCCUGACCCUGCUCAUUUUCACCAUGAAUGUGGAAGGAAGAUAUCUUUUCCACAAGAACCAAAACAAAGGGUCAUCGUCUUUAAACUCUGUUUCAUCAUGUGUUUUUGACGUGAAGACUUAUGGUGCCAUUGGAAAUGGUUCCACAGAUGACACUCCUGCUUUCGUUGCUGCUUGGAAGGCAGCUUGUGCAGUAGAAUCUGCUACUCUUUUAGUACCCUUCGGUUUCACUUUCAUGAUAACUUCCACACUAUUCUCUGGACCUUGCAAACCAGGCCUUGUGUUUCAAGUAGAUGGGAUCCUAACACCAGCUGUUGGACCAGAUAACUGGCCAAAGAAAGAUAGCAGAAGACAAUGGCUUGUGUUCUAUGAACUUGAUAACAUGAGUUUGACUGGAACUGGUACCAUUGAUGGCAAUGGCCAACAAUGGUGGGACCUCCCCUGCAAACCUCAUCGGGGUUCUGGUGGAAAAACAUUCCCUGGACCAUGUGAUAGCCCUACAUUAAUUCGGUUCUUUAUGAGCUCAAAUUUGCGUUUGAGUGGACUACGAAUACAAAAUAGUCCAAUGUUCCAUGUGAAGUUUGAUGGAUGUGAAGGGGUAAUGAUAGAUAAAGUGUUCAUUUCUUCUCCUAAGCUUAGUCCGAACACCGAUGGGAUCCAUAUCCAGAACACAAAGUCUGUUGGCAUUUACAACUCAACGAUAGGCAAUGGGGAUGAUUGCAUUUCAAUAGGACCGGGUUGUGUGAAUGUUGAUAUAGACGGUGUUAUCUGUGGACCUAGCCAUGGGAUCAGUAUUGGAAGCCUCGGUGUUCGCAACUCUCAGGCAUGUGUUUCCAACAUAACAGUACGCAACGUGGUAAUACGUGAUUCCGACAACGGAGUUAGAAUCAAGACAUGGCAAGGUGGGGCCGGAUCUGUAACAGGGAUAGCUUUCGAGAACAUUCAGAUGGAGAAUGUGAGGAAUUGCGCCAUUAUAGACCAGUACUACUGUACAAACAAGAAAUGUGUUAAUCAAACGUCAGCUGUGUAUGUUAGAGACAUAUCUUUCAGAAACAUAAAGGGGACAUACGAUGUGAGAAGCCCUCCGAUUCAUUUUGCUUGCAGUGAUAGUGUUGCUUGUGCCAAUAUAACAAUGUCGGAUGUGGAGCUGUUUCCGUUUGCAGGGGAAUUGAUUGAUGAUCCAUUUUGUUGGAAUGCUUAUGGGGUACAGGAGACUCUGACAAUCCCUCCGAUUAAUUGUUUACUGGAUGGUAUGCCACAUUUGGCGUCAGAGGAAAACGUAUAUAGGUGCAUUUGAUGGACAUUUGGAUUGGGUAUAAGUUUUUCUGGGUAUUGUAGUUGAGAAUUAUGCAUAAAGUUAAUUAAUACUGUAUAGAACCCGAUAGCAAUAUAUAAGUAUAAUUAUAUUGUUUAAUUGUUUAAAUACUAUUAUAUUGAUCGAAGUCAGAAGAAGUUAUUUAAGAAUUUCUCGA